This is a messenger RNA of Guillardia theta CCMP2712, 855 nucleotides long. RefSeq lists its product as hypothetical. The record is from RefSeq and is a predicted model, not a curated record. Bases 1 to 855 code for a protein of 284 amino acids. The transcript has 6 exons. Lineage: Eukaryota; Cryptophyceae; Pyrenomonadales; Geminigeraceae.
AUGCUUAUUCUUGGGCAACCCAAGGAAUCAAAGAAAUCCGAUACCUCCGCGCAUCGGUCACAAGGAGCUCAAAAGCAAGUUUCCCCGAAAGUCAAGAGGUCAAGAUGGUCUGCGAGCCAUCCGCUCGAGGUCCUCGACUCUCGCAUCAGCAUCAGCGGAAAUCAUUCAACCGUCAGAUCACCCACCAAAGUUGUUCUGCGGGUCAAGCGAAGGCUGUCUGAUGAGCCUGUGGAUGAAGUUUUGGUGUCGAGGCCCUUGAAGCGAGUGGACAAGACAGGACAAGCAGCAAGUCCUACUCGCUUCAAGUUGGCGAAGUUGAAGCGAGAUGAGAGUCAGGAAAGGAAAGAUGAUGAGAUGAUCGUUAUGACUCGUCGUGAUCGAGUCAGAAAAACUUCGGAAGCUGUUGCAGCAGGACAAGGAGAGGAAGAGGACGGCGAUGUUAAGCUGGUUGACCUUGAGUUAACCAACCAGCUGAAAGGAAACGAGUGGAGCCCUUCCUUGACCUUCGUGGACAAGGUGGAGCGAGCGCGCUGGCAGAGGAUGGGAGAGAUUCAAGAGGCGCUGGAGAAAGAGGAGGGAUACGCUUACGACCUUUACUUCCUCGAUGACAAGCCCCCCGACCCCGAGCAACUCGAGCAGGGGAAGAGCAAAGUAGUGACCCUGCCGAUGGACUUCAACUUCGAGGAGGAGGAACCUUCUUCUUUCAACGAAGUGCAGGACUCGGAGCUCGACUUUGACUCUCAGAAUAUGGUUGAAGAUCAGGAUUACCCUGACAAAGACGAGGACGAGGACGAGCAUGACGACGGGAAGGAGGAGGAAGAGGACGUCUUCUUCGGGAAUAGUGACUUCUAUUAA